Penaeus monodon (black tiger shrimp) is the source of this 894-nucleotide messenger RNA. RefSeq names its product extensin-1-like. The transcript is spliced from 2 exons. Lineage: Eukaryota; Metazoa; Arthropoda; Malacostraca; Decapoda; Penaeidae. The record is from RefSeq and is a predicted model, not a curated record. Bases 1 to 894 code for a protein of 297 amino acids.
AUGCCCCCUGCAACGUGCCCUUGCCUUGAGUCACAGGGCACAGCUGGCAGGGUCGCGAGUCCAACCAACAGCUCCAUCGUGGACCAACACACCACUAUACAAACAUACAAACAUACCAACAUACCACUAUACCAAUAUACCACUACACCAACAUACCACUACACCAACAUACCACUACACCAACAUAUAACUACACCAACAUACCACUACACCAACAUACCACUACACCAACAUACCACUACACCAACAUACCACUACACCAACACACCACUACACCAACAUACCACUACACCAACAUACCACUACACCAACAUACCACUACACCAACAUACCACUACACCAACAUACCACUACACCAACAUACCACUACACCAACAUACCACUACACCAACAUACCACUACACCAACAUACCACUACACCAACAUAUAACUACACCAACAUACAACUACACCAACAUACCACUACACCAACAUACAACUACACCAACAUACCACUACACCAACAUACCACUACACCAACAUACCACCGCACCAACAUACCACUACACCAACAUACCACUACACCAACAUACCACUACACCAACAUACCACUACACCAACAUACCACUACACCAACAUACCACUACACCAACAUACCACUACACCAACAUACCACUACACCAACAUACCACUACACCAACAUAUAACUACACCAACAUACCACUACACCAACAUACCACUACACCAACAUACCACUACACCAACAUACCACUACACCAACAUACCACUACACCAACAUACCACUACACCAACAUACCACUACACCAACAUACCACUACACCAACAUACCACUACACCAACAUACCACUACACCAACAUACCACUACACCAACAUACCACUACACCAACAUAUAA